This is a messenger RNA of Zophobas morio, 576 nucleotides long. RefSeq lists its product as uncharacterized. The record is from RefSeq and is a predicted model, not a curated record. NCBI's taxonomy places the organism in Eukaryota, Metazoa, Arthropoda, Insecta, Coleoptera, Tenebrionidae. The coding region runs from base 53 to 469 and encodes 138 amino acids. The transcript has 4 exons.
CGGUUACCACCUUCCUGUUUUUUUUUUUUUUUUUUUUUUUGUACAUAUCAAAAUGGCAUUUUAUCGUCGACUUUUCCUUCUACAUAUCACCGUGCCCAUAAUCCAUGCAUACAUUUGCACUACAGAAGUCCAUACACGCACCGACGGAAAUCUCGUAACUUUUGUCGAUUGUAAUCCUGUCUUUGAGAAGUGUUGUGAGGAAGGCUGUUGCCCCCGAUUUAGCCACGCUCACAUUUGGAUUUUCACAGCUGGGAUUUCUUUCAUCAUAGGUAUAUGCAUUUUUGGUUGUUGGUUAACUUGUUGUAAGAAUAGAGGGCGCAAUAGGAGCGUACCGCAAAGCGAGGAUCGAGUCGAUUCUCCACUGACUUUGGUGUUGGCGAAUGAAGCUCGUCCCGUAAACAACGGUAACACUAACGCCGUGCCUGUAACCCCGCCACCUACUUACGAAGAAGCGACAUCUAUGAGGUGAAAGCCGCACUACUUAAAGUGUAAUUGUUUUUAUGGAAUGAUAUUAUUUUAUUGUCGUUAUGUACCUUCAUGUAUAUUUUUAUACUAAUUAUAUUUACAAGCAGAGUU